AAGACCCAAAGAUUCAUAGUCCAUGAUUCAAUGAGUCACCUCGUUGGCAGUCUAGAUAAUCUCUGCAAAAGCUUGCGACAGAGGGGCUUGGAUGGGUUUAAUCUAAUGCGAAACGAAUUCCCCCUCGAUGAUCAAUUUCGAUGUGUGUUGCAAAAGUUAAUCUACCCCUACGACUAUAUAGACGGGUUUGACAGAUUCGAGGAGCCAAUUCCCGGUAAACCAGCGUUUUUCAACAAACUCACCGAUGAAGAUUUGUCUGACGAAGAUUAUGACACACUCUUAAGAAUUUGCAAAAUCUUCAAUAUAACUACUUUAGGGGAACUUCACGAUUUGUACUUGAGAGUGGAUGUUUUGAUACUAGCAUCUGUCUUUGAGGACUACAGACGGUUGGGUCUUGAAAUGUUUGCUAUAGAUCCAGCGUAUUACAUAAGUUCACCAAGCUACUCGUUUGACGCUAUGUUGCAUCUAACGAAUGUUGAGUUAGAAUUGUUGACAGAUGUGAACAUGUAUGAAUUCUUUGAAAAAGGAAUGAGAGGAGGUUGCAGCACAGUUUUCAAACGUCUAGCCACAGCUAACAACAGAGGUCUACAAAGAUAUAACGAUCAAAUGCCUCAGUCAUCGAUUUUCUACACAGAUUGUAAUAACCUGUACGGGUAUUGCAUGCAAAUGAAGCUGCCCCACAAAGAUUUUAAAUGGUUGACUGAGCAAGAGAUAUCCUCUCUGGAUGUCACAAAGAUCGAUGUUAAUGGUGAUACAGGGAUGAUUUUGGAGGUUGACUUAGAAUACCCUGACUCACUUCAUUCGAGUCACAGAGAUUAUCCCUUGGCUCCGGAGAGGUUAUCUAUAACAAAGGAUAUGCUGAGUGAGGAGACGAGGCAGUUUUUUGAUGAUUUCAACAUAUCAUAUUCAACCCAGACCAGACUCACGCAAACUGUCUUACCUAAAACGAAUUAUGUCACACAUGUCAAGAACUUGCUGUUUUACACACAGCAAGGACUUGUUCUCAAAAAGAUACAUCGAGCUGUGACAUUUUACCAAUCUUCUUGGAUGGCUGAAUAUAUAAAAACAAAUACUAUGAAGAGGAUUGAAGCCCAAAACAAGUUUGAGAAGGACUUCUUUAAACUUCUGAUAAACAGUGUCUUUGGCAAGACCUGUGAGAACGUUAGAAAAUAUCGAAAGUUUGACUUGGCAACAACUGAAAAGCAAGUCAAACGCCUCUCUCAAAGAGUUGAACUGAAGUCUGCUGUCGUUGUAUCCAAAAAUCUCGUCAUUUUUGAGUCAAACAACCUUGAGAUAACGUUAAACAAACCUCUUUAUGCAGGCAUGGUGAUUUUGGAACUUGCAAAACUCCACAUGUAUCAAUUUCAUUAUAAAGUUAUGCGACCUCUGUUUCCAGGGAAAAUUGAGUUGUGCUACAGUGACACGGACAGUUUUCUAUACCACAUACAAGAAGGCGAUUUGACUGAAAAAUUUUCGAGAAUAUCCUCAACUUUCAUGGACUUCUCAAACUACCCUGUGAAUCAUUGUCUCUAUUCCAUUCAGAAUAAACUCACCCCGGGCAGAUUCAAGGACGAAAUGGCAGGUUGCGAAACCCAUCAGUUUGCUGGGUGUAGAGCCAAAUGCUACUCUAUAGUUACAGAUGAAGAACAGAAAAUGGGAGCCGCGGGGGUGAAGAGAAAUAUGCAAAAGAGACUGAAGCAUGUCGAUUUUGUAGAAACAAUCGCACAUUCCACGUUUAAGAACAUUACUCAGAACACCCUAGUAUCAAAAAAUCAUAGAAUUUUUAUGAGACAAUCAGAGAGAAUAGCUCUAAGUUUUGUAGAUAUUAAGAGGGUUGUUUUAGGUAAUGGAAUUGACACAAUUCCAUACGGGUAUAAUGGAUAUGUUGAUUGACUUUUUAUUUGUUUGUAUCUUAUUUAUGUUUAGGUUAUACAAAAUAAAAGUCGCAUAUUAUUCGUUUAUAAAAUUAAAACGUAAAUGAUAAUAACUAAAUCUAAAACAAUCAACUAAAUCUAAAAUAUCCAACUAAAUCUAAAAACACCCAAGAAAAUUAAGAUUCAAUAAAAUUUUUUAUAGCAAUACAUUUUGCCUUGGCACAAUAUCUGGCAUUGUGUGACCUAAAACAGUUUGCAUCUGGCAACACAUCUGGCAUCUGAAAUCCUAAUUCCUGUACAUUUGUAACUAUAGUUGUUGGUAGAAUGUU
Molecule: messenger RNA, 2203 nt
Organism: Bolinopsis microptera
Lineage: Eukaryota; Metazoa; Ctenophora; Tentaculata; Lobata; Bolinopsidae
Exons: 9
Coding region: 31-1893 (620 amino acids)
Source: RefSeq, a predicted model, not a curated record